Molecule: messenger RNA, 799 nt
Organism: Eutrema salsugineum
Lineage: Eukaryota; Viridiplantae; Streptophyta; Magnoliopsida; Brassicales; Brassicaceae
Exons: 3
Coding region: 163-708 (181 amino acids)
Biological process (GO): translation
Cellular component (GO): ribosome
Molecular function (GO): structural constituent of ribosome; 5S rRNA binding
Source: RefSeq, a predicted model, not a curated record
CUAAGAACUUGAUUUCUUUUAGGUCUCUUCUAUUCUGAGUGGUCUCCGACUCUCCGCAAUAUCAACCCGUCGUGCUCUGGCCAUCGAUUCUCAGGUCGCCGGUCACUUUUUCCCGAUUCGCAACAUAUUCUCCCCUUUCUCCGGGCUGUAGUCUUUUCUCAGAUGAUAAUGCUUAAGCAAGUGAUUGGCAAGCAUUCGAUAGGAAAGCUUAGACCUUUCUUGUGCCAAACCAGUCGUGGGUUUCACAAUGGACGGACUGUUCUUGCACCAAGAAGCUUCUUUGGAGUAGAAGACUACAUGGACGAUGACACAAGCCGACCAUACACAUACCAAAAAGAGAAGAAAUCGAAGAAUCCAGACAAGCAUGUCUCGUUCAAGCAACGGACAGUGGCGUACAUGGAGCCGUUCACACUCGAUGUCUUCAUCUCAAAACGCUUUGUUUCGGCAUCUCUCACGCACCGUGUCACAUGUAAGCAAGUUGCUGUUGCGGGAACAAACUCAAAAGACGUAAAAGCGGUUUUGAGGUCAAGAUGCGAUAUCCCGGCAUGUAUGUCCAUAGGGAGGAUCUUGUCUGAACGUGCGAAAGAGGCUGAUGUUUACACUGCUUCCUAUACGCCAAGAGACCAAGACAAGUUUGAAGGCAAAAUCAGAGCUGUUGUCCAGUCCCUUAUUGAUAACGGAAUUGAUGUUAAAAUCUACCUCGAUUAGAUACGAAAUCAUGUUUAUGUCUGUGUUGAAACUAUGGUUUGAAUCCAUAUUAUUUCCCCAUUUUUAAUGAUUAAAUUAGGCGCAAAGUAAA